Molecule: messenger RNA, 354 nt
Organism: Staurois parvus
Lineage: Eukaryota; Metazoa; Chordata; Amphibia; Anura; Ranidae
Source: the annotation of a GenBank genome assembly
AUGCAGACUGCUUCUACAAACAUUUGUGAAAGAAUGGGUCGCUUUCAGGCGCUCAGUCAAUUCAAGCAUGGGACCGUGAUAGGUUGCCACCUGUGCAAUAAGUCCAUCUGUGAAAUUUCCUUGUUACUAAAUAAUCCAAGGUCAACUGUUAGUGGUAUUAUAACAAAGUGGAAGCAACUGGGAACAGCAGCAGCUCAGCCACAAAGUAAGAGGGGUCAGCGCAUGCUGAAGCACACAGUGCAGAGAAGUCCCCAAGUGUCUGCAGAGUCAAUAGCUAAAGACCUCCAAACUUCAUGCGACCUUCAGAUUAGCACAACAGUGUGUAGAGAGCUUCAUGGAAUGGGUUUCCAUGGC